CUGUGCUAUUCUCGUGUGACUCUUGGCAUGUUUAUCAAUUAGUCUCCACCAAGUUUACAUGCAUAUAUGACUAUAUAAAUAUAUGUAUUUUUUUUCAAACAUAGCCCAGAAAAAUAACAUCUCAAGGUACUGACCCCCUCUAAGUUCCUACUAACACAAGAUAUAUUUCAGGGCAAAGAAAGCAAUACAGAAAUGGAAAAAGAGAAUUCAGAGCUGUACCUGCGUAACUGUCAGAUUAUUCGUGAGAAUGAGAGGCUGAGGAAGAAAGCUCAACGUCUGAACCAGGAGAAUCAAGCUUUGUUGUCAGAGCUGAAACGGAAGUUAGCAGCUAAAAAUGCCAAGCGGAAACCUGAAUUUGAAGUUGAUAUGGGUUCAAGUUCUGUCAGUGAUCAAAUAGAAGCAAACAAACGUCAGGCACUGGAAUGAAAGUGAAUGUUGUACCAAAUCACUUCUUCUUUCAGGUGCUUUAUGCAGUUCAAAAUUAUGAGAAAUUUCAAAUUGGGUUUUACCAAUGUCAUAGCAAUUACCAGGCAAUCUGCCAUUUGAAACUAUUUAUUGUUGCAUUUACUCCAAAAUAUUGUACUAGUUUAGUAAUCAAAUCGAAGUGCUUAGCUAAAAGGUCUACUACCAAUUGUACUCCCAAGAGAAAAAAACAAGGAAAAAAAUUAUGCUAUUAAGGGGUUGUGAACUAAAAGGCUAAGUUUUUCACUUCAUCAAUUAUCAAUCCACAUUCAACUUCCUGUCUA
Molecule: messenger RNA, 746 nt
Organism: Solanum pennellii
Lineage: Eukaryota; Viridiplantae; Streptophyta; Magnoliopsida; Solanales; Solanaceae
Product: protein LITTLE ZIPPER 4-like
Exons: 2
Coding region: 193-426 (77 amino acids)
Source: RefSeq, a predicted model, not a curated record